AUGGACGCAGCUAGCUUGAUUGUCGGUUUACCCGGUCUCUUCAACGAUUGUAUAGAGCUCUGGGAACGCUUCAACAACUACAGGGAAUACGACCAGGCAGCAUCCACCGUAGCGAACAUACAUGCGGCGCAGAAGCUGCGACUCACUCAAUGGGCACGUGCAGUGGCGUUAGCUGACGGGAAGCUGCGGCCAGAUCAUCAUGAGGCUUUCGAUGAUCCCGAGGUCACCACUCUUGUCCGGAACAUCUUGCAGAAGCUGAAGGAUCUUUUCGCUGAGCAUGAUGAGAAAAUCAUCGGCCAUACGAAAACGAAAACCCAAAGUGAUGGGUCAAAGGCCCUCGGCACCUCUAAACGGGCUGCCUUCAGAUGGGCCAUCUCGGACAAGAAUCGAGUCAUCACAUAUGUUGACCAGAUCGAAGCACUUGUGUCUGCUUUUUCACGCGAAGCCGCCCAGCAGCGGAGCCUGCAGAUUGUUGAUCAGUAUAUUGGCGCACCCAGAACCAAUUUCGACUACCAGGAACAAGCCGCAGGAAGGGCUCCUGGCACCUGUGAAUGGAUUCUCUCCCAUCCGGGCUACACCGCAUGGCGUGUGCAAUCGCGGGAGCCUACUCUACUGUGGUUGUCUGGGCCUGCCGGUCACGGAAAGAGCGUCUUAUACUCUCGUACCCUGCUCGAGCUGAUGACCGAUCGAGGACUCGAUCUUGCUUAUUGCGUGGCAAGUGGACAUGCGAGCAAAGACCUUGAGGAAGUCCCGAGGAUUACUUUAUCUGCAUUGAUCCGCCGAAGUCCUGACGUACUGAACAUGGUUCUGAGCCAGAUGCAGAGCUCGAUCAGUAGGACAGGCACCACAUCAGAAAUAUGGACUAUCCUUGCUAUGGUCGCGGCAAUAUUGCCGUCGCUGGUUCUUGCUAUUGAUGGUCUGGACGAGUAUCCGUAUGGCGCACGAUCCGAGUUCCUGGACAAGCUGCGAGAAAGCUUGGCUACGUCAACGGUGAGGUUAUUACUAGUGAGUCGACGGGAGACUGAUAUCGAAUCUGCGCUGCAUUCGUUCGAAGCCUCCUUUACUGUCCACGAGUGUUUGCUGGACAAACAGCUACUCAACGACGACCUGAAGUCAUAUGCUUCCACUGUGGUCGAUGAGAAAUUGAUAAAGCAUACCACAGCUUUCAGAGAAGAAAUCGCGAAAGACUUAGUCACUCAAUGCGAUGGUAUGUUUUUGAUGAUGCGCUUGCAGCGGGAUCAGCUAGGUCCUCCGAACAAACCCUCGCGGAAAAGCAAGAAUGAGUUACGGAAGAUUGUCAGUGAAACGCCAAACGGGCUUGACAAAGCAUACGAAAGAAACAUCUCGCAGAUCGUACAACAACCCGAGAAAGAUAAGCUCAAGGCCUUUGCAAUUCUCCAAUGGGUCAUGCAUAGUAAGGAGCCCCUUACUGUGGCAGAAUUGACAGAAGCGGUCAUCAUAAGCCUGGCGCCCUUCAGCGAAGACGAAGACGAAGACAGCCAGACCUUGAUAGACCCGGACGAUCUGCCAGAAACACUUGACGAAGAAUACGUCCAGACUGAGCUACUUGCACCUUGCGCGUCAAUGAUUGACCAUAUUUGCUCGGCCGUCACCAUACCCAUCGCUCUUGAUGUCACGAACCUCUUCCCCCAACCACCCAUGCACGCCUGCCCUCCGUCCUCUCUUUCGCCAGCUUGCCCCAACUUGGAUCUGCUGCUCGCAUCACGUAUAUCCACGACGAGACUGGAAGUAGGAAGGCCGUGGCGAAGAAGGUGA
Molecule: messenger RNA, 1776 nt
Organism: Cyphellophora attinorum
Lineage: Eukaryota; Fungi; Ascomycota; Eurotiomycetes; Chaetothyriales; Cyphellophoraceae
Exons: 2
Coding region: 1-1776 (591 amino acids)
Source: RefSeq, a predicted model, not a curated record